This is a messenger RNA of Poecile atricapillus (Black-capped chickadee), 1034 nucleotides long. RefSeq names its product myeloid-associated differentiation marker homolog. Lineage: Eukaryota; Metazoa; Chordata; Aves; Passeriformes; Paridae. The transcript has 2 exons. The record is from RefSeq and is a predicted model, not a curated record. Bases 149 to 1018 code for a protein of 289 amino acids. Gene Ontology annotation, cellular component: membrane.
GGACCCGAACCUCCCUGAGGGGACCCGAGCCCGCCUGAGGGGACCCGAACCCAUCUGAGGGGAUCCGAACCCGUGUGGGGGAAACCGAACUCGGCCCAGAACCCACCCGAACUCGCCCGGGAAAACCCGAACCCGCUCGGCCCCCAGGAUGCCCCCUCCGUGCCGCCCCCCGUCCCCUCUCCGCUGUGUCCAGGCUCUCAGCGCCCUCCUGGCGCUGGCGCUGGCAGCAGCCCCCGGCUAUUGGAACCCUGGCGAGGGGGACGGCUGCUUGUCCGCCUGGGCCUUGUCCUUCGUCUUCACCCUCCUCCUCCUCCUCAACGACGCCUUCCGCCGCCCGCCGCCCCGCCGCGACCUGCCGCUGGCCCUGGCCACCGCCGCCGCCAUGGCUUGUGCCACCGCCACCGUCCUGUGGCCGCUGGGCCACCUCCGGGGACAGGAGGGUGGCCACGGCCGCCCCCGCGCCCUCCGCGCCGCCGCCACGGCCGCUUCGGCCAUCGCCACGCUGGCCUACGCCGCCGAGGUGACCCGCGACCGGGCGAGGCCCGGCGAGGCCGCCCCGUACCUGGCCACCCCCUCGGGGCUGCUCAAGGUGGCCGAAGCCUUCCUCGCCCUCCUCCUCCUCGGGCUGUCGGCCGAGCUGGGCGCGGCGUCGGGGCCCGCGGCCCUGCGCUGGUGCCUGGGCAUCUACUGCGUGUCCUUCGUGCUGGGGGUGCUGCUGGUCGGGGGGUGCCUGCUGGGCUGGGGCUGGUGCGGAUGGAUGCGGGACCCCGAGGGGCUGCGCUGGGGGCUGGGGGUCUACGCGGGGCUGGGGGUGGUGGCCUACGGGGCGGCCACGGUGCUGUGGGCGCUCUACAGCUUCUCGGACGACAUGGGGGGCCAGUCCCGGAGACCCUACGGCUGUCCCGCUACCUGCUCCUGGGACAGGAGGGUGCUGGUGGCCGUGCUCAGCGGCCUCAACCUGGUGGCGUUCGGGGUGGAUUUGGGGCAGACGGGCAGGUUGGUGCUGUUGAGGGCCUGAGGGGGCACUCCCAGCU